AUGGCGACUACUUGGGACGCCUUCCUCUCAGAGAUUGCACAAGUGCAAGUGUUUCUUGAUAACCAGAAGAAGGUGGUUGACAAAAAGAGCCUUGCAGAAUGCAUGGCUGCACAUGUGAAGCAGAUCACAUCGCGCUCCAAUCUCAUCACCACCGCAGAAGGGGCAACCAAGUUCAGUGACCUCAUCAGUACUGGACCGUGGACAGACGACCAGAAGGUGCAGCUAGGCACGUGGGCUUCAGAGAUUCUGCUCCAGUCAUCCCCGGGCGGUCAAUCCAAGAAGCGUGAAAGUCAAGUGGUGACUGCCUUCCACCAAUACUUUUCCAAGCACGAUGUCGAAGUACUCAGCAGUGCACAAACAGUGUUGCAGCUGAAACUUCAGUGUAUCGUGGAGCGACUGGUGAAAGUUGGCUGCAACUUGCCAACUGAACAGAGCUGGCGCGUGAUCCUCCAAGCUGCUGUGGUUGCGGGACUUGAACUUCAUGAUGAAACAACUUCUGUAGCUCUACUGCGGCAAAUGAAGACGAUGCUCAGAAAGCAGCCAGUUGUUGUGCCGCGCCACUUGGUCAGAUUUCCGCCCAAGCCCCACGACCUGGAAUGGCUUUCCACUGCGUACACUGCAGAGGACCCUCCACAUCAUUUGGACGAGUCUGAAGUCUUGAAGCAGGAUGUGACCUUGCGUGUCAGUGGAAAGAAUGGUGACAAGUCAAGAGCCAGUGGGUCAUUAGGCUCAAAGGCCUUGACAGUCCAUGACACUGGUGCUGCACCUUCGCGUCCGCAUGAAGGCCCGUCUCAAGAGAUGUGGGCCCAUAUGGGUGCCAUGAUGAUGCAGAUGAUGAUGCAUGGUGGCAGCGCCAACCCGAACAACGCAAACAUCCAGCUCACCAAAAAGCACAAGAGGUUGGAGGAUGGAGCUGCAGAGCAGCAGGGUGGAACGGGUCAACCUUUGGCCCUUUCGAACAAGACCCCUGCAGCUGGCAAUGUCCCUCCCGAACCGUCCAAAGGGCCAGACGAUUCUGCCGCUGAAAAGGCUCCAGCCCAUGAAGGGCAGCCGCAAGGCGAUGCAGUCUUGUUGAGCUUGCCUGAAAACCAACCUUCAAUGAAAAAGCCAGCUGCGGCCAAUCCUAAAGCCAAGGCAAAGUCCAGCUCGAAGGGCUCGGGCAAAGCUAAGCUCAAGGCAAAGGCAAAGACUAAGUCUAUUGCCAAGGCAGGUGGUUCAGGUAGUGGCAAGGCUGGUGGCAAGGGGCUGAAGCCAAAGACUCUCACUCGCUGCAAAAACGGCUGGAGAAUCGAUGAGCGUGUGAGAGAGUCCGGCCAGAAAGACAAGCAGUACAUCAGCCCAGAUGGCAAGAUGUUUCGAACUUUGACUUCGGCCACUGAAGCCGGCUUUGUAGGGUAG
Molecule: messenger RNA, 1398 nt
Organism: Cladocopium goreaui
Lineage: Eukaryota; Dinophyceae; Suessiales; Symbiodiniaceae
Source: the annotation of a GenBank genome assembly